AUGUUGGUUGUCGAGAAGCUACUCUCCGCGCGAAAAGACGUCGAGAGGAAUCUUGAUGGCAACUGCAAGAGGAAGGUUGGGAAGCAGCUUAUCACGAGGCUUCACUCCUUCAUCCAGGUUUCGAUGGCCAAGGGCCCCCAGCCCUCCUCCCCUCCUCUUACCCUCCAGAGGAGCAACUACAGCAGCCCGGCUGAACAAACGGCUUCAGGUUCCUAUGCCCAGGCAACUCAGCAACCCCCUCAAUCAGGGGCCACCUCAGGUCCCACCUUCCCCGCGGCUAAUACCGUGGUCUAUCGGAAGCACCAACCGCCGUGCUUUCCUGAGAGUGAACAGGAGCAGCCACGACUAGCGGAAUGCGACACCCGCUGGCAUGAUGACUCUACUGAUCGAAAAGGUCGGCUUCCUGAGAGCGGACAUUACCAAAACCUCGCUAUCGCCGAGGAGGCCAUCUCCGUCACCAAACAGAACGAGGCGAGCGCUCACUCAGUCAAAGAAUCUCCUGGUAUCUACCUGGUUGUUCUACGCUACAAGACCCCUCCCUUCAGGCCGUUCGACUUUGACGCAGCGAUUUACUCAAGAGGAAAUCAGCGCCGAAUACAAGGAGGGCAAGAAGGCGGCUUUGACCGCCAUAACCCAGGCCAGAAGCUGAGGACACGGUUAUCCCAGACGCCCCACAAGUACACCUCGGGGCCCCGGGCUCUCUCCCCCCCCCCCCACGGGGAGGACGCUGCGCCCCCGGAUCUUCGACCGACGGCCCCAGGCCGGGCCACGACAGCGCCUUCCACAUAUUUCGCCCCCCGGGAGGAGGUGAGCGACCCGUUCCUACUCCAGGAAAUCUCCAUGCCCCGAGGAGAAGCAUUGCCGGGAGAACUUCUCGAGGAACGGUUUGGCCGCGUGCCUGCCACCACCCCCGCAUAUCUGAAGGGAGCCAAGCAACCUUCUUCUGCUUCCUGGUUUUGA
Thermochaetoides thermophila DSM 1495 is the source of this 960-nucleotide messenger RNA. RefSeq lists its product as uncharacterized. NCBI's taxonomy places the organism in Eukaryota, Fungi, Ascomycota, Sordariomycetes, Sordariales, Chaetomiaceae. The transcript is spliced from 5 exons. Bases 1 to 960 code for a protein of 319 amino acids. The record is from RefSeq and is a predicted model, not a curated record.